CAAAAUCUAAAAGAUCUAUAUAAGAACCUUAUAGAACAAAAUUUAGAAAAUGAUUAGAGGACUCUUGUUAGUUUUGUUCUUUUUUAUCACUGUGAAGACUUCAGUUUCUCGUCCAUUCGCAUGGUCCAAAGGUGACAUGCAACCAGGCCAAAACUACCAAGGUGAAAGUGGGUCGGGGCGUGGGCCCAAUUGGGGGUACAACUGGGGUUGGGGCUCUGCUCCAGGAUCUGGAUGGGGUUACGGGUCAGGUUCCGGUAGAUCGUCGACGGGGUGGGGAAGAGGAUCCGGAUACGGGUAUGGAUCUGGAUCCGGAUCAGGAAGCGGAUACGGAUAUGGCUCUGGAGGUGGCGGAGCCCGUGGUGGUGGGUAUGGUUACGGUAGCGGAAAUGGUCGGUCCGGUGGAGGUGGCGGUGGUGGUUACAACGGUGCAGUUGCCACAUUGAGCCACGGUAGUAAGUCUCAUCCAUGAUGAUAACUUGUAAUUUCUCGCAACGUAAAAGGUUAUGGGAGUGGUAUAAGUGUUCUCUUGUAAUAUCAAGGUUAUUAGGUUUGGUACCCUUUUAAAAUGUAACUUCCUAUCUCGUAUGCUUUAUAUAUGGAUUAUGUGCUCAGCGAAUCUUAUGAUGUAUUUGCAUGUGUCUCUAAAUGUAAGGAAACAUACAGUCAGCUACAAUCGUAAAACACUUUAAUUUUCAAAAGAAAAUGAUAUUAUAUUUAGGCUAUUUUGUGGAAAGUUCCGUUAUAACUGCACAAUAUAUAUAAAUAUAUAAACCACCAUAAGAUGUAUCAAGUGUCUUUAAAGACAUGAAUGACAAUGUUUGCUACAUGCAUAUAUAUAAUCUAUACAUUAAUUAUAAUCAAGCAGCAGCUAGUUGUUUCUUGUUGUGAUGAGUGAUUAAAGAGUCUUCCUCGAGUGUAUUCAUCACAAGCUUGGUCUCAAAAGAACUUCUGAAAGAAAGAGAAGGUUCCACAAACAGUGAAUUCAUAUUUGUCAACCUCACCAUCUCUCUACGUAGAAAAGAGCAAUAGUUAUUGAAAGUAGAAAUGGUAACGUUUAACUGAAACCCGACUCCGAACAAGAAAUCAAGCUCAAGCAUGUUCAUCUCCUCUUUUUGCUUAUUCCUCCAACGUGAGCGUAAUAUCCGUUGUUGCAACACCUGAAGUUGUUAUAUAAAAUAAAUCAUAUAUAAUAAAGUUGGCUUGUCUCUCUCCUUAGGCCUCCACAUCAGCAAGAAGAUAGGGGCUUCUGACGCCACGUGUCAUCUUAAAAAAUAAAACGAAAAAAAUCGGUUUCAAGAAAAAAAGAUUACGACCUGCGUUGUGGUUCGUUUUUAAUGGGUUAGAUAUUAGAUUAUUGGUUUAAAUCUGUAUGGGCCUUUAUUCCACUCUAAACUAGGCCAUGUAUAGUCAGGUAGAGUACGUCUAGGAGACUCCGACGUUUAGAUUAGAACUUCUAGCUGUCUAUAUAUGUUCUGCGACAAUUCAUCUUACCGGCGAUGAAAAAUCUGGAGAUGUUACAAAAUCAGGCUGAAUCCAAACGUCGUCUUUAAAGCAAUCAUUAAGAAUAGCUCCAUUCCUUUCACAAUUCAUCAAUGAAUGCCUCCACUUCCUUUUCCUGAAUCUCCGACUAUAUAAAGUUACGCCUUAUCCUGUUAAAUUCAUCAUUCCAAUCCUCUCAAAAAAAGUACGGCUAUGACCAGAAUCUCUCACUACAGAAGGCUUUCGUGAUCGUGUUUUACUGUGUUCGAAUUUUGGAAGAGCUAGAAGGACAUGUGAAGCUGAUCGUUGCUCCAGUAACCGUCGACGGUACAGACGUCUUUUCAGAGCAUACGUUCAAUUGCUAGCGAAGUCCCUCACCAGA
Brassica rapa (field mustard) is the source of this 1861-nucleotide messenger RNA. RefSeq names its product putative glycine-rich cell wall structural protein 1. The record is from RefSeq and is a predicted model, not a curated record. Lineage: Eukaryota; Viridiplantae; Streptophyta; Magnoliopsida; Brassicales; Brassicaceae.